Scylla paramamosain (green mud crab) is the source of this 2543-nucleotide messenger RNA. RefSeq names its product alpha-methylacyl-CoA racemase-like (gene Amacr). Lineage: Eukaryota; Metazoa; Arthropoda; Malacostraca; Decapoda; Portunidae. The record is from RefSeq and is a predicted model, not a curated record. Gene Ontology annotation, molecular function: alpha-methylacyl-CoA racemase activity. The transcript has 8 exons. Gene Ontology annotation, biological process: bile acid metabolic process. Bases 523 to 1668 code for a protein of 381 amino acids. Gene Ontology annotation, cellular component: mitochondrion.
CACACUCCGUUAAUCACUUUCAAAGAUACGAGAAAAAAAAUCCAAAGUAUCGUUGAAAAAUCACAUAAGUCCCUCCUGUUAUGCUCUUAUUUUCUCAUUUUUUUUAAGGUAGAAAGCUAGACAUUUUCAAAGGAUAACUCGUACUUUUAGGUUGUCACUACAAUCGCCGCUACCUGAAUCUGUUAUCACUCGAUCCUUGCUCCCUGUUAUCUCCCUCCAUAGUUCUUGCUGCCAUCAUUUCUGGACGUUUAUCUAAGGUGAUAGUAAUCUGAUGCACCAGACCACAACACAGGAGUCUAGAGGAGUGUGUGUGUAGUGUAAGCAGGUGUGUGGAACGCUCAUCUGCUGGCACGUAUGUACACUACUAACCUAACCGAACCUACUACAUGACCGUGAACUCUAUGGAGACGCAUGGGGGUGCAUGUGUGCCAACAUUUCACAGAGGAGACACAUGAGCCAGGGAGUCAUGAUGCAGUAUGGGCGAGACAUUAAUAUUAUUUGGCCGGUUUACCUAAUUUUUGGAUGGCUCUGCGAGGAUUACGGGUGGUGGAGAUGGCAGGUCUGGCUCCUGCUCCAUUCUGUGGCAUGAUUAUGGCUGACUUUGGUGCAAACGUUAUCAGGAUUGAUAAGACAAGAGGACCCGACCAGGACCGGCUAGGACGAGGCAAGCGGUCACUGGCACUGGACCUCAAGAAGCCGGAGGGUGUCAAUGUGGCCCGGAGGCUGUGUAGCAAUGCUGACGUUCUCAUCGAGCCGUUCCGAAGGGGAGUCAUGGAGAAGCUUGGACUGGGGCCAGACACUCUCCUCAAAGACAACCCAGGGCUUAUCUAUGCCAGGCUGACUGGAUUUGGCCAGUCAGGGCCAUGUGCAGACAUGGCUGGCCAUGACAUAAACUAUGUUGCCUUAUCAGGUUUACUGUCCAUGUUGGGUCGCAAAGGUGCACCGCCAACACCACCCAUCAACCUCCUGGCAGACUUUGCUGGCGGCGGCUUGAUGUGUGCGCUGGGCAUCAGCCUUGCACUUCUAGAACGCUCCAAAUCAGGAAAAGGUCAAGUCAUCGAUGCCAACAUGGUGGAGGGUGCCGCUUACGUUGGCUCAUGGAUAUACUCCUCUCAGGGGAUGUUCUUGUGGGGUAAACCUCGAGGGGAAAACUGGCUGGACUCUGGUGCACACUUCUAUGACACCUAUGAGACCAGUGAUGGCAGACACAUGGCAGUGGGAGCUAUUGAGCCUCAGUUUUAUGAGGAACUCAUCUCCCUUCUUGGCCUUGAUGCAGAAGAGGUGGGACAGUUUGAUGAACCUGAAGAGAUGAAGAAAAUAAUUGCUGCAAGAUUCAAGGAGAGAACACAAGCAGAGUGGAGCAAAGUGUUUGAAGGGAAGGAUGCUUGUGUGACUCCUGUACUGAGCAUGGAGGAAGCACCACACCACCCUCACAAUGUCGCCAGAAAUUCCUUCAUUCCAUCCGUCUACUCUCCGGACACCUACGAGCCUCGCCCUGCCCCGAUCCUCUCCCGCACCCCUGCCACCUUGCCGCCAGGACUGAGGGCACCACAGAUAGGGGAGCACACCAUUGAGAUUCUCACUGAGGCAGGAUACUCCAAGGCAGCUAUUGAGGAACUGUUAGCAGGGAAAAUUGUUGCUGAUGCCAAGAAGAAAGCAAAGUUAUAGUGUGUGUGUGUGUGUGUGUGUGUGUGUGUGUGUGUGUGUAUCAGUGUUUCAUUGAAGUGAGUUUGAACCUACCAUUAUUGUUCUGUAUAUAUAUAAUGGCUUACUCAGUUAUGCCUGUGUGAAUGGAGUAUGUAAUAGAAUAUAUAUAAACAUACUUGUGGAAUCUGCUGUUUUAUAAAAAGAUGGGAAUAUUUUUAAAAAAUAAUAAUUAUAAAAAGUUGUGAAUGACCUCUACAGUGUAUGAGAAGAACUAAUUACAAUCAUAUUCAUAUUGAUUUAACUUACAUAAAAAAUAAUAACUAAUUUUAAAGUUUUCAGUGUAGUAUAUUCAUGUAAUUUAUGAUACAUUUCUUUUUUAGACCUAGAGAAAUAUAGAUGAAGUUUAUUUUGAAGAUGCUUGGUAUGAUAUGGAGGUUUUGAAUUGAGUAGAGAUAUAGUCUUACUUCUGAUAAUGCAGAGUUUUGGUCUGACAGGAAAGUUUUGAGGUAACUUGAGAGAAAAACCAGCACUGGUAAUACAGGUAUGACUUGGUGUGAAGAUUUGCUUUGAAAGGACCAGAGAGAAAACUUUGUUCUUCAUAACUCAAGUGUGUGUGUGUGUGUGUGUGUGUGUGUGUGUGUGUGUGUCUGCAAUAACAAGGGGACAGAACAAUUACUGUUACAAUGGUGCUCAGAUAAUUGUAAGUAAUUAGAUGCCUUUAUUGUGGCACAAAUAGGUGGGUGAUUCUCUCUCUCUCUCUCUCUCUCUCUCUCUCUCUCUCUCUCUCUCUCUCUCUCUCUCUCUCUCUCUCUCUCUCUCUCUCUCUCUCUCUCUCAUUGAUAUAACACGGUUUUCAGUUGUAUUUAUACGAUAUUAAAUAAAUACUAUAACUGAUA